UGUUGGAGGGUCUUGGAAUCGGGUUGGACUGGGGUUGACCUUUAGCCCGAACAAGCCUCCAAAUUUGACCCAGAAUGAAAAUUGUUCGAUUAGGGUUUUCAGACAUAAUUUAUGGAGGGUAAUUCCAAAAAGGAAAAAGAGAUAAUAUCUAAUCACUAGGGUUUAUACGAUUUUCAUUUCUCACUGCUCUCUUGCUGCCACCACCCAUUGAGUAGAUUUUGAUGGGUGUGAUUAAUAUCUACGAUAUUUCCUCUCUUUGUGUGGUCAAACACAAUACUGGUAUUCACUUAUUGGAACCCCGAGCACCCAUUUGUUCAUUUGAGGGAAGGCGCAAGGGGGUUACUUGUAUGACCUCCGCCAUGCCUGUAAAACAGGUCAGUGAGGUCCAGGAACGCCUAACUGGAGACUCAUUCAUCCGACCCCAUCUCAAGAAUUUGUCACCUUAUCAACCCAUUUUGCCUUUUGAGGUUUUGUCAUCACGUCUUGGCAGGAAGCCUGAAGAUAUUGUCAAGCUAGAUGCAAAUGAAAACCCUUAUGGUCCACCCCCAGAGGUAUUUGAAGCUUUGGGGUCAUUGAAAUUCCCAUAUGUUUAUCCUGACCCUGAAAGCCGUCGAUUACGAGCUGCACUUGCAGAAGAUUCAGGCAUUGAGUCUGAUUAUAUUCUUGCCGGAUGUGGUGCAGAUGAGCUCAUUGAUUUGAUUAUGCGAUGUGUACUGGAUCCUGGUGACAAGAUUGUGGAUUGUCCGCCAACUUUCACAAUGUAUGAAUUUGAUGCUGCUGUUAAUGGGGCACUUGUUCUCAAAGUACCGAGGAAUUCAGACUUCAGUCUGAAUUUAGAGGCCAUUGCUGAUGUUGUUGAGAAGGAGAAACCAAAAUGCAUAUUCCUAACUUCUCCCAACAACCCAGAUGGAAGUAUUAUCAAUGAUGAAAUUCUCUUGAAGAUCCUUGAGCUGCCUAUUUUGGUUGUGCUGGAUGAAGCAUACAUUGAAUUUUCAGGAAUUGAGUCUAGGAUGGGAUGGGUGAAGAAGUUUGAGAAUUUAAUUGUCCUGAGGACAUUUAGCAAAAGAGCUGGAUUAGCUGGACUCCGUGUGGGGUAUGGAGCAUUUCCUUUGAGCAUUAUUGAGUAUCUUUGGAGAGCAAAGCAACCAUAUAAUGUUUCUGUUGCUGCUGAAGUUUCUGCAUGUGCAGCAUUGCAGAAUCCCGCCUAUUUGGAGAAGGUGAAAGAAGUUUUGGUACAAGAGCGGGAUAGGCUGUAUAAGCUUCUGAAAGAAGUGCCAUUUCUCAACCCAUUUCCAAGCUAUUCUAAUUUCAUUCUUUGUGAAGUUACAUCUGGUAUGGAUGCUAAGAAGCUAAAGGAUGAUCUUGCAAAAAAGGGCGUGAUGAUCCGUCACUACAGUAACAAAGAAUUGAAGGGAUAUGUUCGUGUCUCUGUUGGGAAGCCUGAACACACAGACGCCUUGAUGGCGUGCCUCAAUUCCCUAUCUUGAUUGAAUUCUGGUGUUCAAACUUCCAUGCACCAGUAGGAAUGACAACCAAGAGGUCCGAUUCCUCCAACCAUUUGCAAAUGAAAGGAAAGCAUUAGCCCAUUGUUUCUACACCAAACUGCAGGGUUCUGUCUUGUUGCUAAAACAUAUAGGACUUGGAAAUCCAGCAUUUAUCAAUCUGCUUUUAAUUGAGGCAAUCAAGAGAUUGUUGAAAGAAAUUUUAAAUUUUUUUUCGGAUGUAUGCAGUUAAUUAAGGCCUGAUAUUGUAUGGGUGCAAUUACUGGGUUUGGAUGUCCAUGUCUGGAAUAAUCAUACCUUAAAUUACUUCAAUUAGCUGUGUCUUGGAUUUUACAGCA
Molecule: messenger RNA, 1840 nt
Organism: Vitis riparia (riverbank grape)
Lineage: Eukaryota; Viridiplantae; Streptophyta; Magnoliopsida; Vitales; Vitaceae
Product: histidinol-phosphate aminotransferase, chloroplastic-like
Exons: 10
Coding region: 222-1487 (421 amino acids)
Biological process (GO): L-histidine biosynthetic process
Molecular function (GO): pyridoxal phosphate binding; L-histidinol-phosphate:2-oxoglutarate transaminase activity
Source: RefSeq, a predicted model, not a curated record